Terrapene triunguis (Three-toed box turtle) is the source of this 1398-nucleotide messenger RNA. It is a transcript of the gene CD81, whose product is annotated as CD81 molecule. NCBI's taxonomy places the organism in Eukaryota, Metazoa, Chordata, Testudines, Emydidae. Bases 1 to 807 code for a protein of 268 amino acids. The record is from RefSeq and is a predicted model, not a curated record. The transcript is spliced from 8 exons. Gene Ontology annotation, cellular component: membrane.
AUGCAUGCUCUUGAGCAGCUACUAGUUGCGAGAUGGACUGGGAUAGGCAUUCUGGAGCCACUCCUGUGCCUGGAACAGACCUGUCAUUCAGCCUUGAAAUCUGUCACUCUGCUCUUCAAACUCAGCCUGGAUAGCCUACUCGCAGGAGGUAUCAUUCUUGGUGUGGCACUCUGGCUCCGUCAUGAUUCGCAGACCACAAAUAUCCUGUACUUGCACCUAGGUGACAAGCAGGCCCCUAAUACAUUCUAUAUUGGGAUCUACAUCCUGAUUGCUGUUGGUGCAGUGAUGAUGUUUGUGGGGUUCCUGGGAUGCUACGGUGCUAUCCAGGAGUCCCAGUGCCUUCUGGGAACGUUCUUCACUUGCCUGGUGAUCCUGUUUGCUUGUGAAGUGGCUGCUGGAAUCUGGGGAUUCGUCAAUAAAGACCUGGUUGCCAAAGACGUGAAGCAGUUCUACGACCAAGCAUUGCAACAAGCGUUGCAACAAGACCCGUCAGAUUCUGAUGCAACUAAUGCAAAAACUGUGGUGAAGACCUUCCACGAAACGCUGGAUUGCUGCGGUGCAAACAGCAUGAUGGCCAUAGGCACCUCGCUCAUCCAGAGUGAUCUCUGUCCAAAGGAAAAAAGCUUCUUGGAAACUCUUGCCCAGGGUCGCCUACCCCAGGAUUGUCAUAAGAAAAUUGAUGAGCUGUUCUCAGAGAAGUUGUACCUGAUCGGUAUUGCAGCCAUUGUGGUGGCUGUGAUCAUGAUCUUCGAAAUGAUCCUGAGCAUGAUACUGUGCUGUGGCAUAAGGAAUAGCACCGUGUAUUGAGAAGUGGAGAGUUGGGGGGGAAGGUUGGAGAUGACCGCGCAAAAGGGACCCCAAGUGCCACCAAGUGACCAGGAGACAUUUCAACAAAAGACAAAGAAAACUAUGUAUAUAAAUACUUCCAAUAUUACCAUACAGUACUUAUCAUUGUUACUUUUAAACUACUUUUUUUUUAAACAAGUAAAACUUUCCCAUGACCUUGUGGCUGAGUUAGUUACACAUCAGUUUUGUGUGGUAGGGAAAGCUACUGUACCAGCGAUUCUGACCCCCCCCCUCCUUUUUUUUUUUUUUUUUUUUUUGUCCUCCCCAUUAUUUCAGUGAUGAUGUUUAUGGUGCAGAAACACAGAGGUACAGAGCAGCAGGCUACAGCCUCGUGAGGACAAUGAACACCUUUGCCUUGGUUUUUUUGUUUGUUUUAAGUUUAUAACUGGAAACUGAAGCAGGGUUUUUUGUUUUCCUCUCUUUUCCCCAUGGUCCUGACUCCAUGGCAUUCCCUAGCUGCUUAUAGGAAAGUUUGACUUGGGGCAGGUCUACACUUACUUCCUGGUCCGGCCGUAAGCAAUCGAUCUUCUGGGAUUGAUUUAUUGCGUCUUG